AUGGUCAAAUCCCAAGUCGUUCGAGUUGGAAUUCCAGUCGGUGUGGGGUGGGUCGGGCGAUCCGGGUUUUGUCUCCGGCAGGUCGUAACAGUUGUCUCUCACGCGUGGGGUCGGUUGGUCUUCGCCGGAACACGACGAGACGUGGAAGGAGAAACUUCGGAAAUGUCGGGCCGCGGGCCUAAGUGGGUUUUGAUGGUCUCGGGUUCGCCGGGCGGUUUUGUCGUUGAUCAACAGGGACCAAGUCUUGGCCUCGACCAUCCCCAUCUCGAAUUCUUCUUUGGGCGUUUUUUUCCUCUCGCUGCCGCCGCCGGCGUCGGAUUGUCUGUCUCCGGCGGGGAUUUGGAUCGGCGGAGGAUGGUCGUAGCGGGGUUUAUUGUAUGGAUCUCGGGGAUCGAGAUUGAGGGAGCCCAGAGUGGAUGA
Molecule: messenger RNA, 420 nt
Organism: Striga asiatica
Lineage: Eukaryota; Viridiplantae; Streptophyta; Magnoliopsida; Lamiales; Orobanchaceae
Source: the annotation of a GenBank genome assembly